CGUUGCGUACUUUGUUUCCUCAGAAGUACAUUAGAAGAAAAAAAAACACAGAGAAGAUCGUUGACGGAUUUAUAGCUACUGUAAAAUCGGGAUAUACUCCAAUCUUUGAGCAGCCAAUCGAGGUGUUUUGGGUCAUUAAUUCCUUUUUAUUCUCCAUCGAAAUGGCAGAUGCUUACUGGAGAGUCACCGACGGCCGUAUACAUCCGGUAUCUCUUCCUCCGGUCCCCUCAAAACGCCCGAGGACCGAAAAUGAUGUUCCAAGUGGUCCUGAGAUGCCUGGCAGUCAUAGCCACAAUGAUGUACAAGGAAUGCAUCAUGCCAUUAGAGAAACGGAUCCUAUUGAAACAUCCUAUGAACAAUACUUGCGAAGCGGGCAAAAUUCUUCGUAUGCUGGUGGUGACUCUGCAAGAUCCAUGAGUAAUGGAGUAGGCAGUCAUUCUAUUGACGGUCCACGUGUUAUGGGUACUGUGGGAUCAGAACCAGUUGCUGCUAGAAACAGGACCAUUGAGUUUGGAGGUGUUAGACCAGAAGUUCCUCUUCCACCUGAGGCUAGCAGUACAUUGUUUGUGGAGGGGUUGCCUGCUAAUUGCACCCGAAGAGAGGUGUCACAUAUAUUUCGACCAUUCGUAGGUUUCAAAGAAGUUAGACUGGUGAUCAAAGAGUCACGACAUCCAGGAGGGCAUCCAUUUGUUCUUUGCUUUGUUGAUUUUAUGAGUCCACCCCAUGCAGCCACUGCGAUGGAUACUUUACAAGGUUAUAAAUUGGACGAGCAUGAACGUGAUUCUCCCAACUUAAGGCUGCAAUUUGCUCGCCGUCCUGGUGCCAGGUCAGGUGGUGGGUAUCGCGGAAAGCAUUGAAUUAUGCAUCUUUACAGGACCAACUUGAAUUCGGAGAUUACAUGUUUAGAUGUUAUGCCAGCUUUGCGGUUUUGUGUUUGACAUCUCUCUCUCUCUGAAUGGGUGGUUUCAUUAGGACCAGCCUUUUCUCCUUGCAUGGGAAGAAAUGGUAGUCUUCAUUUCCGUGUCAAUUUCUGCGUCGUCCUUUGCAGAACACGGGUGUUGUUAUAUUUCAUAUCCUGAUUGCUGAAAGAUGAUUUCAGUUUUAUCUGGUGCGUAGGAUGUUAUUUAUAAUAUACCAUUGUAACUUUAAUGAUAAGUGGGAAGUACUUUGUACUAUUUGUAGA
Solanum tuberosum (potato) is the source of this 1183-nucleotide messenger RNA. RefSeq names its product RNA-binding protein 2-like. The transcript is spliced from 7 exons. The record is from RefSeq and is a predicted model, not a curated record. Bases 162 to 857 code for a protein of 231 amino acids. NCBI's taxonomy places the organism in Eukaryota, Viridiplantae, Streptophyta, Magnoliopsida, Solanales, Solanaceae. Gene Ontology annotation, molecular function: RNA binding.